Messenger RNA from Pisolithus orientalis, 2964 nucleotides. RefSeq lists its product as uncharacterized. The transcript has 4 exons. The record is from RefSeq and is a predicted model, not a curated record. Bases 1 to 2964 code for a protein of 987 amino acids. Lineage: Eukaryota; Fungi; Basidiomycota; Agaricomycetes; Boletales; Pisolithaceae.
AUGGUGCGAAGGCCAUCCAUUCUAACCCACGCGAGCUUGCCAACUAACCAGUUGUCCGAAUUCCUCACAGCAGCCAGCCAUUCUUCGAUUCAUUCUGACACCGCCAGCCGGGACACGGACACGGACACGGAUGACGUCCUGUCCUACUACCGGUCUACCCGGGACGCUGCCUCGUCGAAUGUGGCUACUACUCCACGAGCAGGUGCGCAGUCUCGUCACAAUUCCAAUACUUCGACUUCGACUUCGACGUACUCGUCCGACUACUCCGUCGCGUCAGCUGCAGACAACCUUUCCACGUCCACCGAUAUCCACACUAUCCAGCCAUGCGUAGAACCGCCCUCCGCAGUUAGCGCGCGUCGCCGACCUAGUAUACCCACGCAGGGAGGCAAUGAUAGAAGACGUCUUGCAAUCGUGGAACAUGACGCAAAUGAUCAAGAUUCGAGUCACAGGCAAACGUCCGACUCGGUUGGUUCUCGCCAUCGUGCUACUCACUCCAGUAGUGGUCUUGCAUUGGUUGCACCGCCAGACGCGUCGCCCCGAAGCUACUCAGCUUUGCCAUCUUACAGAGCCAGUUUACCGCAGGAUGGUCAGUCUGUGCCAAGCUCAAGAAGCCACACACGGUCGUCAUCGGAGGCAGUCAGAGCUUCGAACAAAGCCAUGGGCCAUGUUCCUCGUAAGUCCUCGCGUGAGGUGGCAAUCGUUGGCACCGCCGCUGGCUUCCCUGAGGGGACUGCAUCGGAUCUACAGCAAUGGUCUAAAUUUUCUCCCCACUUGGACGCACUCAAGCCUCCAUUAUUCCAAAUGCCGCAGUCGAGGUCGCCGUCACCCGGGACUUCUGAGGAUGCUAUUACACUCGGUGUCAGCCCUAUCAAGGAACUUAAAGAAGGCUCAACCCCUGUGGUCACUCCAAACAUAGGAGACUCCAAGCAUAUAAGUGAUCGUGUUGCAGGCCCAAUUAUCAUCAAUCUCUUCCCUGAGUCCCCGUCACCGAGCCCAAGGUCUACAAGCCAACGGUCCACGUCUCAACAGUCCACUGCUUCUAGCGUCAUAUUUUCUGAUCCAUUCUCACCAUCAACCGCUCCCACCUCUCCUGCUUCAGACAUGUUACCAUACCUUCAUUACCAGCCCGGUAUUCAUGCAACUGCUGGACCCCUCCCUCCGCCUCCAAUGGCCCUCUAUAACAUCGAUCCAACGGCCCCUCCUCCCCCUCGACCUCCCAGGCAAUACCCUAUCCGUCGCAGAGGCGACAUGGAAGCCAUCAAGGAGGCCUUGCAACUUCCUCGCCACGUUUCGGCUGCUCUCAAAGCAAAGUCGUCUUCGGCGGCGUCAAGUCCCAAGUCAGUUCUCGCAUGUUCGAUCCAAGUACAAGCCUUACCCUCACCUACAUGUAGCAUGGCAGAGAGCACUGAUUCACUCCCCAAGCCAAUUCACACUCGCGAGGGCGCUUUUCCGCCCUCAAGGUUGUGCACACUUGACGGAGGAGAUGCGGCAACUCGUGUGGACAGUGUUACUCUGCCUGUGUCCCAGUCCGAUUCCAUGGAUGAUCUUAUGGCUACAAUCGGACUUGCCAUAGAUGACAUGGGGAUCAUUAACUCUGAUGACGUGCCCCCGCCAACUAUUGUUGAGCCUCCCCGAAAUCACGAGGGGCACAAUGGAAGGCAAGGUCUUGAAUUACGGGGAAAAGAGCAGGCAAGAUACAGCGUCGGAACGGAGGCGUCCAGAGCUGACCACUCGCCAUCUCAAUCCGAAGAGAACACAAGCAGAAGUUCGCCCCUUGACAAGGUGUUACCACCGGUUCCUGCAGCGGGGGAUGACCUGAACGUAGACGUGAAGAUCAAGAGCAUGAUCCAAAAGCGUUUCUCUACGCUCCCACGCACUCCAUCACUGAUCUCACUUAAUCGGCACUCUGCCACGAGCAAGCAGUCCACCGGCAGUCCACCACUCUCGGUGGAUCGUCCCAUUUUGCUGGCCAGACCCCCUGUGCGCAGAAUAAAAUCCGCUUCUCCUUCAGCAAUGUAUUUCUCGGACGUCCUUGUUAAGAAGACUGCGUUAGAACGGUCCAUAGGAUAUGCUCGCAAAAUCAACGAACUGUAUCACUACGACUGCGGUUUGAGCGGUUGGAUGGCUGAAGUUAGGUGUAGAGGUAUGACUCCGUAUCGACCUGGGAAACGCACUGUACUGAAUAGUGAGAGGCCCCUUGCUCCCUCAACAUUUGCUCCGCCCGUCGAGCGACGUCAUGUCUCGCAAUCGUCUACUGAUUCUGGUGUCACCUUUCCGAGACGACCAGAUGCUUAUUCUGCCACAGAUCUGUCUUCGCGAGUAGCGGGUGAUGGCAGUCCUCCCAACGCUCCUCCGCCUCUCCCCUACCCCGCAUUAGCUGCUGCGCCACGCAAUGGACCUUCAAGGGCAUCCACAAUCAUUGUAACAUCCUCCUCGUCCUCUUCUUCCACGAAAUCUCCUGGAGGGUUCUUCUCAGCACUUGGUCGCAAGACCAGUCUGAAAAAGGAACAUAGCCUCAAUACCCCGUCGUCACCUGUGAGGACUUUGCUUACAAAGAGUCCUCCGAAGGUUGAGCCAACCCCCCGGCCCGUUAACGUCGCACCAGUGACGCCUUCUAUACCCGGUGGGCCACGUGCGCCUCCCAAUCGUGUGCAACGAUCCCAAACUAUCAUACUCACUCCGCAACCACCCCCAAACAACACAAUACCUCAACGUUCUAGUACGACAGGGCGCAGACCUUCGCUGUUUGGUGGUCGCGGAAGUAACAGUAACCCCGAAAAGCAGUCUAACGCUACAUCAGAAAUUGACUUCAAUCGACAACUCGACAGACUUGCUGCACUACUACCCAGAGCGAACAAGAGCCUCCUUGCUACCUAUUUGCGUCACACUGGUCAGGAUAUGCUGGCUCUUGGACAGUACAUAGAGGAUGACAAGAAUGGCACUUAUCGCUACGAUUCAGCUUGA